Messenger RNA from Neodiprion fabricii, 5762 nucleotides. RefSeq lists its product as uncharacterized. NCBI's taxonomy places the organism in Eukaryota, Metazoa, Arthropoda, Insecta, Hymenoptera, Diprionidae. The transcript is spliced from 7 exons. The record is from RefSeq and is a predicted model, not a curated record. The coding region runs from base 3071 to 4036 and encodes 321 amino acids.
CUUGCAACAUCGGUUCAGUGCUGCCCAUCGCGCAGGCCUGCGCGCACGUUCUCGUCGUUCUCAAUACGCAUUUACAAACACGGUGUUUCGUUUACAAAUUGAUAUCACGGUUGAGAACCCCUCAAAAAUUCUCACCAGCUAACGAGACGAGAUAGUGACGAGGUGACGACGUGAAACGCUCGAUUUAUGGAAAGUUCAUCCGUACUACCUGGAAAGAAGUAUACCUUUAACGUUCCUACAAUGAGGCUGGAGUAAAACGUUGGAGUAAAUAGAAGCAGCAAAAAUGUUAUUUUCGAUAGCAGCCCAAGUACCGGCUGCACACGUAUUCGUCGAAUGACACGGUUAUGACCGUUGGUAACCAGGUGGAUACCUGCACCAACCUGCGAUUGUUCCACAUGCUUUUCCAAUGCGUGGGUUCUUCUGCAACUUGGUCCUCGCACUUGUCAUUAUGCAGUUAUCAAGAAUCGCCUGAUCCAGCGAUACAUCACGGAUAUGCUACUUCAGGAAUGGCAAACCAAAGACAACCUGCCACCGCGCGAUCAUUCGUUAUUGGCCUGCAAGUGGUAGCGUUUUGUACAAGCACGUUUCGGUGGGAGAGCGAACGAUGAAACGUCUCUAAUUGGACGUUCAAGCUGACAAACAAGUAAGAUCAUAGAUUUCGUUACCUCUAUAGGUACUGCAAAAUAGCAAAGGUCGAAAAAGUAACAAAAGUCAACUCGUCAGGACGGAUAUUUCGUAUAUCGUAGGUACCCUCCUAUCGUAUACGUUGCAGUUUGUCGCAAGAAUCGUUCGAGUAGAGUUCGUCACGGCAUCCGAUGCCCCGGUACGCUGAAGACGGUCUCGCUACACGACCACUGGCUGGUAAACGUCAUUGCAGAAUGUGUUAACAGUAAGGAAAAUCGGUAAUUCCUUCGAUUCGAGACGUAGUGGGAAUAACCGAAUCAUUUGAGUUAAAAUCGCGGAUCGAAGCAUCAAGCAGUGGGUAGAGGUCAACGAGAACGUUUUUUUUUCGAAAGCAAGGUUACCGAGUGAACAAGUGACGGGUUACUGGAAAACGCGCUUCGAUAGCGGUACAACGAUUAAAACGUGCACACCUUGCCGAAUCAAAAUGGCGUGCAGGCAUGACAGCUAGAGUGGGGUACGUGAGAACUAUUAUAGCGCACCUCCGACAGGCUGACUUCGCUCUGGCGAAUAACCGACACAUGAGAAAAAAAAGUCUUUCGUCGCUACGUCUUUAGACGGCACAACGAGUAUCGAUCGGAUUUUGUUGUCCGGAAAUUUUCCAACGGUCAAAAUCGUUUUCGAAACACGCGUUCAGCACUGGCGAUAUAACCGUGUGCCGGUUGACUAACGUUUAUUUUUAGCAAAGGCGAAAGAUCGCGAAAACCGGUUUCAAGUCCACACUCUGCAGGUUAUCCUUUGAGGACGGGGUGACUCGAGGGACGAUAUUAUAAGAGGAAAAAGACGCACGAAAGAAGUCGUGAGGGAGAGGAAGGGAACCCGAUACAAAGGUACUAAGCUGCGAGAGUACGCGGAAGAAGAGGCGAAAGUAGCAACGGACUGACGGACACUCGGUUGUCGAGUGUGCAGCCGGGAGGAGUGGAAUCGUUUGAGAAUCAUCGCCUAACGGCCGUUGCGGGCUGUCCACCGCGUGGAACUUACUAUGCUGUACAUAUUGAUUGCAGUUGGGGGAAUACCGUAUAGGUACACAAGUUAGGCGGUAGCCCGAGGCCAAUCAGGUUACAGCCGUACGAACAAAGUCUCGAAAGUAGGCGCGUCCCAACGUCCGCCGCAAUCCAUGGUAUUUAUUUUCUGACAAUCGGCCAGCUUUCGUUGCAAAGGCAUUGGGAAAGCUUCCAAAACGUAACGGAACCUAUCUUACACUAUCGUCGACGAGGAUGAAUGAUGCAGCGUUGUUGUUUUCGACGGAACACGACUCAGUGUUUGAUAAUUCAUUCGCCGCGUGUAUGUCCGAUCCGACGGGCGAUCUGGCAGGUGUUGUUCGUAUAUUUUGAUUAAAGAAAGCAGCGACAGAAGAAGGAAAAUCGAGGAAACAACAAGCAAAUGCGUAUACGCUACAAAUGGAAACUCUUUGUCACAUAUCUUUUACGGAAAAACAUGUGAUUCUUUUUUACGAAGCAUAAGAAAACGGUCCUUUACGGAAAAAUAAGAAGAGCUAAUACGGAGAACAGUGAAGCCCGAUAUUUCAAUAUGAUCGACUUGUAUUUGGCUUGAGGCAGUUCACGAGGGCGGUGGGCACGUCAAAGGGUUGAAAACCUCCAAAGCAUUUCGAGACCCAAAUCAAGAUAGAACCGAGUUCUCGAGUUGACCAGGAAAACUGCUGUGGUAUUGAUAGGGGACAAUAGUUGGCAGCGUGCCUUUGUGAUUUGUGUCGCGGCGGUGGUCAAAACUUAACUCGACUGUGAUCAGUGGAACUUGACUAAUAAAUAUUAAAACACCGGUGAGUCUACAUCUGUGGACUGCAACGGCUAAACUUCAAACUUAUGCCGGUCGAUAUCUGUGGCGUUCAAUUGUUACGGUACCUGCAGCCUGCAAAGCCUGUUACGGGUUGAUAAAUAACCUUUCAAGAAGACGAGAAGAAUAGUGUAAAUUGAAAAGCAUACAUACUUAAUAUAUCUGAAAUCGUUGAUCGAUAUUUAAAAAUAAAAAGUACAAUCAUAUUUGCCGUGAUUUUGAAGAUUCAUUCUGUGGUAUGCCUGAACAAAUAAUAACAACUGAACAGGGAUAAAAGUUUUAAGUGUUUUUGCGUUGGGUUUUGAAUAUACCAAAUGUUAAUUCACUUCGGGUUCAAAUUAAAUGUCACAGGGCUUAAAAGAAACUUGAAAAACUAAAUACCGACGUGGAUCCGCGCACAGGCAUAUAUUUAAAAGCAAAUAGCUCGGCGAAAGGAGGAAAGGUUUUGCUUCGGAUGAGAGGAGUCGGAAAAGAGGCUUAAAAAUCAGCGGAAGAAAAUCAAAAUACAAAAACAGACAAAACGAUUUGACAAAUCUUGGUUUUCUAAGUCUUACUGAGGCCUGAAUUGAAGAUUCAGUAUCGAACGGUAUGAAGAAUGGCAGAAUCGAACAACCACCACCAAAGUCAUCGAGGUAUGAUGACUGUGCAACCAACGUUGGAUGAAAAACGUGCAGUAGCAGCACGUGGUGCUGCUGGGGUUCUGGCCGUCGGCGUUUUAGCUCUCGUUCUGCAAUCUGCUGCGGCGGCAACGCCUACUUGGGGUUACUUCUCAAAUCCUGAUGCUGGUUCCGCAGCAGAAAACGGAUACUUUGGGCCUUGGCGACAAUGCAAACAGCUGCUCUACGGCAGAGAAAGAUGCGGUUCAGCGGUAUCCAGGUUUCAACCGGUCGUGGCUGUAUGGGUGGCUGGUCUUUCAGCAACCGGAGCAUCCGUUCUAUUGGCGAUAUUUGUCGUCUUGAGUGUUAUUCAAUUAGCGAUGGCUUCUUCGGCGAAGAGGAUCCUCAUGUCCUACAGUACGGCAUUGAUUGCCAAAGUGGCGCUCGCUACUCUCGCAACUCUGCUUGCCAUCGUAGCGUCUGGUUUAUUCGCUCUGCAGACCGACGAUAGAGCCAACAGUUUUCUCAUCACACGGGGAGAAGCUUUUUACAUGCAGCUGGCGGCAAUCGCAUUGAACUUUGGCGUUCUGGUGUCCGCUGUCUAUGAGGGCAUUUACGCACGGAGAGGUGGUGACCCGACUAAACUUCGAGACGUUCAUACCUCUCAUGGUAACACGAUUGACAAUCCGGGAUACCGGGAAGCCCAUUACCCCACGAAUGGGGGUGGUAUUUCAAUGACCGACGCCAGUGGUAAGCCUCACCCCGGUGGUGCCGGAAACGGAUCGAUGGCAUCGGUGGCAACGUCCGGCAGCGCAGCCAGCACUUCAUCCCCCCUUAGAAGCUCCCUGAAGAAGCCAAAACCGAUGGGUAUACCGAAUCCAGGAUUUUCCUCGCACAGUCCGACUUUAUCAAGAAAUGGAUCUCAGAAAAAGGUACGAAUUCAGACACAUUCCACGGAAGUUUGAGACCCGAUAAGUAACGAUCGUCAAAAAUAAGCUAGCCCAAGUUACCCGCUAUAAAUCUGGCUUAGUUAGUUAUAGGUACGGAUUCGUUUUGCACACUUGGUUGGAUGGUAGUGGUUUGACGCUCGUCAACCUAUAUUCAAUCUAAAAUCGAGCCUUGUGAUCAUAAUAAGGGGAACAUUAGACGGUGUUAUGAAAGUAAGUUUACACGUUGAUGAUUUGAUUGCGGUUAUACAGCUGCAGGUAUUACAACAAUCAUGUGCGUGAAACGGAUGCCGUCGUCCGAAUGUUAGAAAUAUGUUUAUCGCUAUGUUGUUACACGUACUGUAAGUACGUACAGUGAUCCGAAAAAUUUUAUGAGACAUCCACAGCCAUCUUUUGCUUCGAAGUCUAGUUUCAGCCUAAGAAUCUUUUGUCAUCAAAAAGCCUCGAAACCCUGCGAGAAAUUUUCGGGCUAUACGGCAAGACCAUACGGGGUCAUUUGGUCGUUGCAUGAACAGUGGCAGUCUUGUUCACCAAAUGAAUAAAUGGCCCCGUAUAAUAUAUGAUUAAUAUGGAUCUAAUUACGAACAAAUGAAUAUACGGGCCGAUCUACGAACCUUCGGCUAGCUUUUUAAGGUCACUAUCGAUUCGGCUGAACUUUGGGUACGUCUCAGAGUCCAAUUCUUCGGCCUUCAUUCCUCGUCGUUUUCGAAAAUACUUCGGUUCAUUUUAUCACUUUUUUAAUUGCAAAUUUGUCUUCGAAUUUUUAGGAUUUUCUGCCGUCGGAAAAAAGUUAUGACCUAAUGUGAUUUUUGUGUAUAAAAGUCUGAUCUUUCCGAAUAAGAAAUACUUUGUGAGAGUCAUUUAUAUAUGAAGGGUCAGGAAAUAAAUUGUUCUCUUUCGACUUUGAAAAUUUCAGGAUAUACUUCAAAACGUUUGCUUUUUGAAACAAGAUAUAAAACCAGUUUCUAGGAAAAGGAAUACUAAAAAUUGAAGUAUUUUCAUAACUCAGCGUACACUAUACGUAUUUGAAUCUAAAAUUUUAUCCUAAAAAACUGGCCGAAGGUUCGUGGAUUGGCUCAUACACAGGCACACAUGCAUCUAUGGGACAGUGAUUUUCUAAUCGUGCAAUAUUUUAAAACCUGCGAUACAAUUGAAGAAUAGUCAAGUGUUACCUUACCUAUCAGAUUGCAUUAGAAAUGCUCGUUGUGAUCCGAGUGAUAAUUUUCCCAACUAUUCGUACCUGGCGCACUGGUAAAAACAGAAUUACAUGCAAAUACAGGAACAUGUGCAGCUAUCCAACUAUAUCUAUACAUACAUUUUCGUACGCAUUAUGCGAAUGUUGCGGUUAACGAAAACAGAAUCAUUGUUAUAUUUCUAUUUAUAUACGACUUUUUUCCGUAACCAAGUAAUAUUUAAGAUUCGCGUACUUAUAGGAUAAAAUAUAUGCCUUUGCUACUUACUCGCAAAAUAUCCGUCCAGUCCGAAUAAGGGCAGCUACUGUUUUGGCUGUCAUACGGGCAAGAAAUAUAUUACACGUUAUAUGUAUGUCUAAUACAUAGUGUAUACUAGUAUAUAUUUAUAUUAUUACUAACUCAUGUACCUACAUGUAGCAUGUAAGCUUCAUUCAAAAUUUAAAACGGAAAGAAUUUUUAUCAACAGCAUCGUUGCUGUUAUCAUUCACGUCGAGUAUUAUUAUUAUCAAUAUUUGUCUUAUUGCUAUUUUUUAUUAUUAUUAUUAUUAUUA